Gallus gallus (chicken) is the source of this 929-nucleotide messenger RNA. RefSeq names its product small nuclear ribonucleoprotein A' (gene SNRPA1). Gene Ontology annotation, biological process: mRNA splicing, via spliceosome. The transcript has 9 exons. Bases 54 to 821 code for a protein of 255 amino acids. Gene Ontology annotation, molecular function: protein binding; U2 snRNA binding. The record is from RefSeq and is marked provisional. Gene Ontology annotation, cellular component: U2 snRNP. Lineage: Eukaryota; Metazoa; Chordata; Aves; Galliformes; Phasianidae.
GAGCGGCUCGGCGGCGUGUUGGCGGCGCGGCGCGGCCUGGCGGGCUCGGCGGGAUGGUGAAGCUGACGGCGGAGCUGAUCGAGCAGGCGGCUCAAUACACCAACGCCGUCCGAGACCGCGAGCUCGAUCUGCGGGGGUAUAAAAUCCCCGUCAUUGAGAACUUAGGGGCCACGUUGGAUCAGUUUGAUGCGAUUGAUUUCUCAGAUAAUGAGAUCCGGAAACUGGAUGGGUUCCCUCUGUUGAGAAGGCUGAAAACUCUUCUGAUGAAUAACAAUAGGAUUUGUCGGAUUGGGGAAGGACUUGAACAAGCCCUGCCCAGUCUCACAGAGCUCGUUCUUACCAACAACAACAUUUCUGAACUGGGUGAACUGGAUCCAUUAUCAAGUAUUAAAUCAUUGACUUACCUGAGCAUUUUAAGGAAUCCAGUAACAAAUAAGAAGCAUUACAGAUUAUAUGUUAUCUACAAAGUUCCCCAAGUCAGAGUGCUGGAUUUUCAGAAAGUGAAACUCAAAGAGCGACAGGAGGCAGAGAAAAUGUUCAAGGGCAAACGGGGUGCACAGCUUGCAAAGGAUAUUGCCAGGAGAUCAAAAACCUUCAAUCCAGGUGCUGGUCUGCCAACAGACAAAAAGAAGGCCGGGCCCUCCCCGGGUGAUGUUGAGGCAAUUAAGACUGCCAUAGCAAAUGCCUCAACAUUGGCCGAAGUGGAGAGGCUGAAAGGCUUGCUGCAGGCCGGCCAGAUCCCCGGCAGAGAACGAAAACCAGGCUCGGCCGAGGACGCCGAGGAGGAGAUGGAGGAAGACACCGUCCCCACCGGCUCGUAGCUCCGCGCAGCCGCCGCCCUGGGGCCGCUCAGCUGCCGACGUGGCGCUGCGCCUCGCGUUGGGGCCGCGCCGUUCCGUGCCGCGUUCAAUAAAGCCCCGUGUCCGCUC